Megachile rotundata (alfalfa leafcutting bee) is the source of this 2531-nucleotide messenger RNA. RefSeq lists its product as uncharacterized. Lineage: Eukaryota; Metazoa; Arthropoda; Insecta; Hymenoptera; Megachilidae. The record is from RefSeq and is a predicted model, not a curated record.
GUUAGGGAGAAAUAUUUAUCUCUGUACAGUUAUUAUUCGUUAAAACCAAACAUCGAUUAUUUUAUGUUACUAGCUUGACUUGAGCUAAAUAAAAUAACAUUAUACUAAACUUUAUAUCAAUAUCGACCGUAAUUUUCGUAGAUUUUAUGACAAAUUAUUACGAUUUUGAUUUCAUGAGAAUAUGUGAAGGCAAUGUUAUACUUGUAUGUAAUGAUACACAAAUAUUGUAUAUACUGUAUAUAAUGCACACAUUUAAACGCCAUAUAACACAAAGGACAACGAAUUGUAAUGACAUGGUUGUAUGUAUACGAAACUUCAUUUAAUCUGUAUACUGUGAAGCAACAUGUUUAAAAGAAAUUAAAUGUUACUGAUCUAUUGAAUUAAUUUAGUAAACACAAGAACGCUUGUAAAUAAUUCGAAAAGUAGCAGGACUACUAUUUUUAUAUGCUAAAUACCGCCGCCAAACUACCAUUACCGCUGAGUUUUAAACUGAUUUCAACCAUGUAUGUGUUUUAAAUGUUUCAUAUUACGAAAAAUUCUGUAGCAAAAAGGAUACAACAAAUGAAAUAAAAAAUAUAAAUUUUUCUGUAACUAUGAAAAAAUAAUAAUUGUUGCACAAGUCUGUGUUAACUAAAAUGGAUAUUAUUCAAAUAAAAUCAAAUAAAUUAGAUAGAAUAACUUCAAGUACUGAAAAAUGUAAAUGCAAUUGUAUCGAAGAAAAUAUGCAAAAUCUAAAAAAUUGCAUAACCAUUGAAAAAGCUGCUGAAGCAAAUUAUACUAAUGUAAAUCAGUUAAAGGGAGAUGUAGCCAAUAGUUUUUAUAACUCUCUCUGUAUUUGUAAAACAAAAUAUGAAGAAACCUGUGAAGAACAUGAUGUGUAUUAUACAAAUGAAAUUCACAAAAUGCAUAGACUAACACCAAUUAAUGAACAAAAUGAAGACUGUAGAGAUAGCCUUACAGAUCUUUGUUAUCAUGGAUGCAAAAAUGGAUGCUCUGCUAAUGUGCCUACGCCUCAAGAAGUUAGUGAAAAAGUUUUCAAAGAAAAUUGGUUGCAAAAAUUAGAGGACAUAAGACAAAAGGAAACAGUACUUAGAAAUAAAGAAAUAAGCUUACAAAAUCGUGAGAGAGCAUUAUUUAAAAAAGAAAGAGAAAUCCAAAUUAUGGAAUGUUUCUGGAAGCAGAAACUAAGACAAUUGGAUUUAUAUUUUAAAGAAAACAAAGAUUUGCAACAUUUACUUAAAGAAUGUAGUCUACAAAAGGAUAAUUUAGAAUCAAUAAGCAAUACUGAUUCUACUGAGAGAGAAAAAGAAGAAUCCUGCUUUAAUGAUAAUAGUACAGAAAGGUUGAAUGGUAUAGAUAUUAGCAAACGAAACUUUUGUACACAAAAUGUCCCAAUGCAACAUGUAUCCUGUAAUCAAACUGAACAGUUGGAGAAACAUACAGAUAAUACAGGAAUUAUUUGUAAAGAUUCUCAUCAGGAAAAAUCAAAUACUUUAAAUUCUUCUUGUUGUCCAGUUAAUACGUCUACAAUGAAGAAAGUAAAAAAUCGAUCAAGUUUAAGGAAUUCAAUAGCAACAAAAUCAACUUACUCCAAAUCUACAUAUAAAAGUAAUAAUAAAGCAAAAAGAUCUUCUAAAAUAGACUAUAGUGAUUUAGAUACUACAUUAUCUGCUGACAUAGGUGAUUCUUCUUUUGUACAAACUGCACAAAAAUUUAAUCCAGAGAUGUAUAGGAAACCAUAUAUUUUUACACGUUCAGCAAGUGAACGCCAUAUAAAACAUGUAAAUAAUAAAAGCAGUUUAAAUCUUGAAACUCAAAAUUUAAAUAAUCCCGAUGAAAAGUCUGAAGCACUUAUUGGAAUAGAACAAGAUAAAGUCCUAGAAAGAGUUACUAAGAAUAUUGUUGCUUCAAGGGAUAAAAGUACAAAAUUUCAACAUUAUGGUUACAUGGAUCAAAAUAUAGAUUCUACAAAUAAGAUGUGCAGAAUAGAAAAUGAGAAAAGAUAUUCGUAUCUUAAUUUAGAAACUGGUAAUAAAUUGUGCUCAUGCCGAAACUCUAAUAAAGAUUUAAAAGAAAGACCAGUUUCUUGGAAUGAGGAAACAAACGAAUGGCUUCAGAAAAAGAGAAAAGCAUACAAUAUGAUGAUAAAAAAGUCACGCACAGAGAAUAAAGAAAAUCUUGAAUGUAAUGCCAAAGUUAGUAGCAAGUCAGAAAAAGUUGUUAAAAAGAAAGAUAUUAAAAAUAGGUUAUUUACUAUAUUUCGCUAAAUCAACAGUAAAAAUAAGAUAAAUAAGAAAUAUUUGUAUUAAUUAAAUGUAGCCAUGUAAACAGAAUUGUACAAGCUUAUGAUUUUUUAAAUAAAUAUAUAGUUUAUAUAAUAAAAAUAUUUAUGAUUUGAGAAAUAACCCACAAUUUAGAAAAUUUUAUAAUGGUGCAAUUUUUAUAAGUUUAUUGUUUAAUAUAAAUUACAUAUACAUACAAGAAAAUUGCAAUGCUUACUGAAGGGACUAAUUCAGCAAAAGUAAGUUAUG